CAUCUCUCUCUCUCUCUCCCUCUCUCUCUCUCUCUUCUUAUAUCUCGCUCCUCUGCAUUUCGUUUCUUCAAUCUUCUUCUCUCUCAAAUUUCUCUGCUAGAACGAAGUGAAAAGACUGAAAAGGGCUUCAAUGGCGAAAUUGGUUCUGCUAAUUGCUCUGUGCGUGCUGCCGGCUCUGGCCGCCGCUACCCGUCCCAUGAAGACCCCGUUCACGGUGGAGGGAAAGGUCUACUGCGACACUUGCCGCGCUGGGUACGAGACCAAAGCCAUCACCUACAUUGCCGGUGCCAAGGUUAGACUGGAAUGCAGAGACAAAAGCAGCAUGGCACUCGUGUACACCAAAGAAGGGACAACCGACUCAGCAGGUUGCUAUAAGAUCCCGGUCGCAGAGGACCAUUUGGAUCAGUUCUGUGAUGCAGUCCUUGUUAGCAGCCCUCAGAAGGACUGUGCAACAGUUUCCCCGGGGCGUGAGCGUGCACGGGUCAUCCUCACCGGCUACAAUGGCAUUGCUUCAUACACCCGUUUUGCCAAUGCAAUGGGGUUCAUGAGGACCGAGGCCUUGUCUGGUUGCACCCAGAUUUUGAAGGAACUGCAGGAGCUCGACGUGUAGGUGUCAGUUUGAGUUCCUAGUUUGUGUCUACUACUUUUAAACCUUGCUUGGUUCACGCUGCUAAUGUUUGCUGUUGUUUGCUGGCUUGUUAUCUCAACACCUAGUGAUUUCUUGAUUUAUUUGCUCUACUCCUUAAAUUAUAUUUCAUGGUCUCUUCUGGACUGGAUAAUAUGGUUUCUGUUAUAUAUAUUAAUAAUUGAUUAAAUUGA
Pyrus x bretschneideri (Chinese white pear) is the source of this 819-nucleotide messenger RNA. Its product is annotated as pollen-specific protein C13. The record is from RefSeq and is a predicted model, not a curated record. Bases 131 to 610 code for a protein of 159 amino acids. The transcript has 2 exons. NCBI's taxonomy places the organism in Eukaryota, Viridiplantae, Streptophyta, Magnoliopsida, Rosales, Rosaceae.